GAGAGCAGCCGUCGCAGAGCCGCUAGAGCCGGGGCUCCGCACAGCAGCCGCAGCAGAGGAGAAGGCUGAGCUCCUGAAGGGCAUCAGAUGAGAGCAGCAGAGGAGAAGAGCUGAGCCCGAUCUGCUUCUCUCUCUGCAUCUCCCCCCCACUCCUUCCAUCCAUCCUCCCAGCAUGGAGAGCAAACUCAACUCCUCCAGCAACAGCCGGGAUGAGGGCAAUAACGUCUUCCCGGGAAAAGCGGAGAAAAGUCUGACGGCCAGCAGCGCCAGCGUCAAGGAGCAUGGCAACUCGGUGUGCUUCAAGGGGGACGGAGAGGAGCCCGGCGUCGGCUUCGAGGAUGCCGAGGGACCCGGCCGGCCGUACGGCUUCAUGCAGAGACAGUUCAGCUCUCUGCUCCAGCCCGGGGUCAACAAAUUCUCCCUCCGCAUGUUCGGGAGCCAGAAGGCGGUGGAGAAGGAGCAGGAGAGGGUCAAGACGGCCGGAGUCUGGAUCAUACACCCCUAUAGUGACUUCAGGUUUUACUGGGACCUGAUAAUGCUGAUUAUGAUGGUGGGGAACCUUGUCAUUAUACCGGUCGGAAUAACCUUCUUCACAGAGCAGACGACCACACCGUGGAUUAUAUUCAACGUGGCGUCCGACACUGUUUUUUUAUUUGACUUGUUCAUGAAUUUUAGAACUGGGAUUGUCAUUGAAGACAAUUCGGAGAUCAUACUAGACCCAAAAGUCAUAAAGAUGAGUUAUUUAAAGAGCUGGUUUGUUGUUGACUUCAUCUCAUCCAUCCCAGUGGAUUAUAUCUUUCUCAUUGUCGAGAAAGGCAUGGAUUCGGAAGUGUACAAGACUGCCAGAGCUCUCCGCAUUGUGAGAUUUACAAAAAUCCUCAGUUUGUUGCGCCUACUGCGAUUAUCAAGGUUAAUCCGAUACAUUCAUCAGUGGGAAGAGAUUUUCCACAUGACCUAUGACCUUGCCAGUGCUGUGGUUAGAAUAUUUAACCUCAUAGGAAUGAUGCUUCUCCUCUGCCACUGGGACGGCUGCCUGCAAUUCCUGGUACCAUUGCUUCAGGAGUUUCCUAGUGAUUGUUGGGUAUCCUUAAAUAAUAUGGUUAAUGAUUCCUGGGGAAAACAAUAUUCAUAUGCACUCUUCAAAGCUAUGAGUCAUAUGCUAUGCAUUGGUUAUGGGGCGCGGGCUCCAGUUAGCAUGUCGGACCUCUGGAUAACUAUGCUCAGUAUGAUUGUUGGCGCUACAUGCUAUGCUAUGUUUGUUGGCCACGCAACAGCCUUAAUUCAGUCUUUAGAUUCUUCACGUCGACAGUAUCAAGAAAAGUACAAACAAGUGGAGCAGUACAUGUCAUUUCACAAAUUGCCUUCCGAUAUGCGGCAGAAGAUACAUGAUUAUUACGAGCACAGGUACCAAGGAAAGAUCUUUGAUGAGGACAAUAUUCUGAGUGAGCUCAAUGAUCCACUGAGGGAGGAAAUAGUGAAUUUUAACUGUCGGAAACUGGUGGCCACAAUGCCUCUGUUUGCUAAUGCGGACCCGAAUUUUGUCACCGCCAUGCUGAGCAAACUAAAGUUUGAGGUUUUUCAGCCUGGAGAUUAUAUCAUCCGUGAAGGGGCUGUUGGGAAGAAAAUGUAUUUUAUUCAACAUGGUGUAGCAGGCGUCAUUACCAGAUCCAGUCGAGAGAUGAAACUGACAGAUGGCUCUUAUUUUGGAGAAAUAUGCCUUUUGACAAAGGGUCGUCGAACAGCUAGUGUACGAGCUGAGACUUAUUGCCGCCUCUACUCCCUUUCCGUGGAGAAUUUUAAUGAAGUUCUAGAAGAAUAUCCAAUGAUGAGAAGAGCCUUUGAAACUGUUGCCAUUGACAGACUAGACAGGAUAGGGAAGAAGAACUCUAUUCUCCAGCAACGGUUUCAAAAGGACCUCAACACAGGAGUAUUCAACAACCAGGAGAGCGAGAUACUGAAUCAGAUCGUGAAACAAGACAGGGAGAUGAUAGAGGGAGCUCCCUCAGUUAGCUACCAGCAACAUCCAGCUUUGAAUUCUAGUACCAGCUCAUCACUGAGAAUGAGGACCCAAUCUCCCCCUGUUUAUACUGCUAACAGUCUGUCUCAUGGGAAUCUACAAUCUCCCACACCAAGUCCGCAGACACCACAACAAGCGGCUAUGUUUUCACCAUCUUUCUCAACGGCUGCCUGUAGUCCUUCAGUACAAAGUCCACUGGCAGGCCGAACAUUUCAAUACAGUUCCCCCACCGCUUCACAACUUUCAUUAAUACAGCAUCAGCAGCAGCAACAACAACACCAACAGCAUCAGCGGCAAUCAAUAUCCGGUUCAACAUCUGUCAAUGAAGCUCACAAGAGCACUCAAGCUCUACCAAACUCUAACCUAACAAGAGAAGUGAGGCCUCUCUCCGCUUCGCAGCCUUCUUUGCCCCAUGAGAUCUCUCCUCUAGUGACUAAGCCACACCAAACCGUAGGGGAGUCAUUAGCUUCUCUACCACAACCAGUCUCAAAUGUGCAGCCUUCAGGUGCUCAGUCUGGGAGCCGGAGCAAUGUCCCUCCCCGGGUGGCCCUGUUUCGACAGAUGUCUUCAGGAGCUUUACCUCCUGCGAGGGCUGGGGCACCAGCCCAACCAUCCACAUCAGCCCCAGCUCCCAGCAAGGAUUCUACCACAGGACCAACCACAGAUACAGACACAGACAAACCACGUUAUGCUUCAAAUUUAUGAUGCCUCUUAUCUGUACAUAAAGACAACUCUGAAUUAAACUGAAAACAUCCCAAAAAAAACAGUUUUAAUCUCUAGAAUUCUAAUAUCUAUUAUGAAGAAAUAAUUUAGAUGGCUCAACCGUACAUAAAGAAUGUAAAGAAAAAAAAAGAAAAAAAUAUAUAUAAACUGAUUAGCACUAAAACUACUAUGAAUAUACAUUCAUAUACAUAUAUGUGUCUUCCUUUAUUUUAAACAUUAAAAACAUUUUUUUGUAA
Molecule: messenger RNA, 2976 nt
Organism: Rana temporaria (common frog)
Lineage: Eukaryota; Metazoa; Chordata; Amphibia; Anura; Ranidae
Gene: HCN1
Product: hyperpolarization activated cyclic nucleotide gated potassium channel 1
Exons: 8
Coding region: 173-2722 (849 amino acids)
Biological process (GO): potassium ion transport; transmembrane transport
Cellular component (GO): membrane
Molecular function (GO): voltage-gated potassium channel activity
Source: RefSeq, a predicted model, not a curated record